AUGUUGCCACAAUGCCAGGGUCCUGUUUGGGCCAUUGACGACUUGUCUCGUUGCUUCCAACGCAAUGUUCUUCAAGUUAUACUCCCUCUCGCCGUAUGCGGCACUUCCCUGCUGCUGAUCCUUCUUCGCCUCGCUCAUCGAUAUGCGCUCACCCGGAAAGGUGUCGCCUACAAGGUUCUCCCAACCAGCGACACCAAUGACUCGGAGGAAUCCACUGUGGCGGAAAAUGAAUCUGAUGCGAUGCUGUCCCAAGCCCUCCAGCACGAACAAACCAAGGUCGAGGUUGACCGCCCGCGCGGAGAGGUGAUGUUUGUGCUACUCGAAAUUGCAGCUUUGAUUGGCCAGGUUGCGGUAUACAUCGGCAUCUUGUCGACUCAUGCCUGGGGCCGACACGGAACACUUCCCGCGAUCGCCGGACUGGUAUCAUGGGGUUACAUAUUGUUCUUGGUGCUGGUUCGGUUCCUGCUAUCGACUUUGGAUGUCUUCACUGCGCCGAGAUUGUGGAAUCACACGGCCAGUCUGUACGGUCUACAGUGGAUUUUCAACGUGAUGGUCUUCCGAUCCGCUAUAAUUCACCCGUUAUCUCAGCGCGCCCUUAUCUUGAGCAGCGUACAGUUCGCCUUAAGCUCGGUACUACUUUUGAUUGCGCUCACGACUCGCCGAGGCAACAAGCCGGUUUUGGUGGAGCGCGAAGGCAAGCUAGAACCGCCGACACACCCUAUGGCCAGUCUACUGUCCCUUGCGACAUUUUCUUGGCUCGACACAUUGGUGCUGAAGGGAUACCGCCAGCCGCUCGAGCUACAGGAUGUUUGGAACUUGACUCCUUCGCAGAAGGCUGCCAAUGUUCUCUCGGAAUUCCGCAAACGCCAGAUGAAGGGAUCUCUGGCAUGGAAGCUCAUUCGUUUCUUCAUGGGGACGAUCCUUGAGCAGGGUGCUUGGACUAUAUUUGCCAAUCUUUUCGUUUUCAUGCCUAGCUUGCUUCUCAAGGCCAUCCUUGAGUAUGUCGAGGACCCUCGGUCGACUACACCUAAUGCCGCCUGGCUUUUCGCUAUUCUACUGUUCUGCUGUGCUACCGUGCAGGGUGUUGCAGAUGGCCAAUCACUCUACAUUGGUCGUAAGAUGGGUGUGAAAAUUCGCGCGAUCAUCAUUGGUGAAAUCUAUGCAAAGGCCCUGCGCCGUAAAGCCGGAGCUUCUGUGGAAGCUGCGAAGAAAGCGGUUGAUGAUUCGGUACUUCCCAAGGAUGCGCAGGCAAAGAAGAAGUGGUUCUCCUUUGGCCGCAAGAAGAAGGCGGCAAAUGCCAAUGACACUGAGUCUGCGCCCAAGCCCGAAUCUAAGGACGAAGAUACCACCCAAGCCAACGUCGGAACCAUCAUUAACUUGAUGGCUAUUGAUUCCUUUAAAGUUAGCGAAGUUGGUGCUUACCUUCACUUCCUGUGGGCUAGUGUGCCCGUGCAACUGAUCAUGGCUGUCACUUUGCUCUACCACAUCAUGGGCUUCAGUUCAUUUGCCGGCAUUGCAUUGAUGGCUCUCAUGUUGCCAAUCAACCUCUUCAUCGCCCGCCAGUUCAACAAGGUACAGAAUCAAAUUCUCAAAGGCACCGAUGCCCGUAUCCAUGCCACCAAUGAGGUUCUUCAGAACAUUCGCAUCAUCAAGUACUUUGCUUGGGAGCAGCGCUUCCAGGAUAUCGUCAACGAGAAGCGUAAGACUGAACUCAAGGCCCUGCGGAACAGAUACAUCCUGUGGUCCUCUGCCGCGACUAUCUGGUAUGGCACGCCCAUUUUGAUCACAUUCAUGUCUUUCUUCCUCUACACUGUUGUCGAGAAGAAGCAGUUGACUCCUUCUAUCGCCUUCCCUGCUUUGUCAAUGUUCUCUUUGCUGCGUGUUCCAUUGGACCAACUCGCGGAUAUGGUUGCCCACGUGCAGGAAUGUAAGGUCUCUCUCGACCGUGUGGACAAAUACCUGAACGAGGAAGAAACCGGCAAAUAUGACCAACUGCGUGAUAGCACCACUGCCGGAACUCCUGCUAAGAUUGGCCUCGAAAAUGCGACCCUCUCAUGGAGCAACUCCAAGGUCCAGGCCAAGGACACUGCCUCAACUACCGAUUUGGACUCUUUCCGUUUGAUCAAUCUUAAUGUCGAAUUCCUUGUUGGCAAACUCAAUAUCAUUGCCGGACCCACUGGAUCCGGCAAGACUUCCCUGCUCAUGGCCCUGCUUGGAGAGAUGCAGCUUGUUGAAGGCCAGGUUCACCUUCCUGGUGGAAUGGCCAACAGAUCUGACCUUCCAGUGGACCCCGAAACCGGUUUGGUGGAAAGCAUUGCCUAUUGCGCUCAGGAAGCAUGGCUUGUCAAUGCUACCGUAAAGGAAAACAUCAUCUUCGCCUCCCCCUACGACGAGCGUCGCUACCGUGCAGUGCUGAAGGCAUGCGCACUCGAGCGCGACCUUGCAAUUCUGGAUGCCGGUGACCAGACUCUGGUUGGAGAGAAGGGUAUCAGUUUGUCUGGUGGUCAGAAGCAGAGAAUCUCUCUGGCUCGUGCCAUUUACAGCAGUGGUCGCCACUUGCUGCUCGACGACUGUCUCUCUGCCGUUGACUCUCAUACCGCUAAGCACAUUUUCCGCCAGGCUCUUACCGGCCCCCUCAUGUUGAACCGUACUUGUAUCCUGGUCACUCACAACGUUGCCUUGACCGUUCCCCAGUCCGACCACGUGGUCGUUCUGGACAAUGGCAAGAUCUCUGCUCAGGGCCGCCCCAACGAUGUUGCUGCCACUGGUGCUUUGGGCGAGGAAUUCCUCAAAUCUCGCCCUGUUUCCCAGGCCAGCUCCCGCGGUUUAUCUCGUGUACCCUCAGACCAUGAAGCCCCAGAUGAAGAUCUCAACGGAACUGCCAAUGGAAAAUCUCAGGAGGAGAAGACUCAACUGCAAGAGUCCAAGGCUACUGGUAGCAUCAAGUGGUCUACCGUCAGCAUGUACCUCCGCUCUAUGGGCCCUUGGUACUACUGGAUCGGAGCUGUGUUGGUGUUCAUUUUGCAGCAACUGGGCUCAGUUUCCACCAACAUUUGGAUCAGACAGUGGGCUAACUCUUACCACACCUCCAAGACUGGCACCGAGGAUGCCGGACAAUAUGCUGCUGCGGCUCACCUCAAGCCCCCAACAUUCAAUGUUGGAAGCGUUGGUCGGGUGAGCAGCUGGAGCUUGCCUCAAUUUGGCGCAAGCUCUGCCUCCGAGGAAUCUGGUGAGGUCAACGUCGCUUAUUACCUGGGUGUCUAUGCUCUUCUCGGAUUUCUCUACAUCGCGAUCUCCCUGUCUCGGGAAGCCGUUCUUUUCUGGGGAUCGCUCCAUGCAUCCUGGAAGAUCCAUGAUCGUCUUUUGAAGGCUGUCAUGCAUGCCAAGUUCCGCUUCUUCGAUUCCACUCCCCUUGGUCAGCUGAUGAACCGAUUCUCCAAGGAUGUCGAGUCUGUGGAUCAAGAGGUCGCCCCUGUUGCAAUUGGUAUGCUCCACAGUCUAGCAUCAGUGAUUAUGAUUGUCAUCCUGAUCUCUUGGAUUACUCCCGGUUUCUUGAUCGCCGGUGUGUUCAUCACACUUGUGUACACUGCCCUUGGUGCCGUGUACCUGAACUCUUCUCGAGACCUCAAGCGUCUGGAAUCUGUCCAGCGUAGUCCUUUGUACCAGCAAUUUGGCGAGACACUGAAUGGAAUUGUCACCAUUCGUGCCUAUGGCGAUGGUCCCCGCUUUAUUGUGGACAACCACCAACGCAUCAACGCUUACAACCGACCUCACAUCUACCUGUGGGCCAGCAACCGCUGGCUCGCCCUGCGUGUUGACUGGACAGGGGCUUUGGUGUCAUUCUUCGCAGCUACCUUUGUGCUCCUGAACGUUGGAAACAUCGACGCAGGUGCCGCCGGUCUCUCGCUGACCUAUGCCGUCACCUUCACCGAAAAUGUGUUGUGGCUUGUGCGCCUCUAUUCCGAGGUCCAGCAGAACAUGAACUCUGUGGAGCGAGUCCGUGAAUACCUCGAGGUGGAUCAGGAAGCUGAAUCCGUCAUUGAAGGAUCUCGCCCAUCAGCGAACUGGCCUAGCCAAGGUGCCGUUGACUUCGAUGCCUACUCGACCCGCUACCGACCGGACUUGGACCCGGUUCUCAGGGAAGUUUCGUUCUCCGUCAAGGCCGGUGAGAAGGUCGGCAUUGUCGGUCGCACCGGUGCAGGCAAGAGUUCUCUUGCCCUGGCUCUCUUCCGCGGUCUCGAGGCAGAGAAGGGUCGCAUCCUCAUCGAUGGCGUUGACAUUGGUUCGAUUGGCUUGCGCGACUUGCGUGAGGCAAUCACCAUCGUGCCCCAAGACCCGACUCUCUUCACCGGAACCCUCCGCAGCAACCUGGAUCCAUUCGGUCUGUUCAGUGAUGAGCAAAUCUUCACAGCUCUCCGCCGAGUCCAUCUCAUCGGCUCCAGCACCUCAGGCACCGCCACCCCGACAACUCCCAGCACUCUCACGGCAACAGAAAGCAACGGCGUCAACGGCGUCAACGGCACCGCAGUAACAGUCGUCGACAACAAAAAUAUCUUCCACAACCUCGAUAGCCUCGUCUCCGAGUCCGGCUCAAACCUUUCUCAAGGCCAGCGCCAACUCCUCUGUCUCGCCCGUGCUCUCCUCAAAAGUCCUCGCGUCCUAAUGAUGGACGAAGCAACCGCCUCAAUCGACUACGCCACCGACGCCAAGAUCCAAGAAACCCUCCGCGAACUCCACAGUAGCACCAUCAUCACCAUCGCCCACCGUCUGCAAACAAUUAUCGACUACGACAAGGUCCUGGUCCUCGACCAUGGCCGCGUCAUCGAAUUCGAUCACCCCUGGACCCUCAUCAACAAGGACGAAGGUCUGUUCCGCAGUAUGUGCGAUAACAGCGGUAAUAUGGAAGUUUUGCUGGAUGGUGCGAAACGCGCCUGGACACAGAAGAGACUCGUCGAUGACUCUUGA
Messenger RNA from Penicillium salamii, 4965 nucleotides. Lineage: Eukaryota; Fungi; Ascomycota; Eurotiomycetes; Eurotiales; Aspergillaceae. The record is from the annotation of a GenBank genome assembly.